Messenger RNA from Didymodactylos carnosus, 357 nucleotides. NCBI's taxonomy places the organism in Eukaryota, Metazoa, Rotifera, Eurotatoria, Philodinida, Philodinidae. The record is from the annotation of a GenBank genome assembly.
AUGUUAGAAAGGCCUAAACGUUUACAUAUACCUGAACAAGCUUUACAAUUAACUGACUGGAAUGGUCAAUGUCUCCAGAAGGCUGCUCUUGGCUUACUUUGUCCAGGUUGUUUUGUUCGAUGUAUUGUUAGCAACUUAAACGAUGGAUGGGAAGCAAUUUAUUUUAAAAUAAUUAAAAUAAAAGAUGGUACAUAUUGGGGUGAAACACAGCCAACGUAUCGAACGCAUAUAGUAGAAGGUGAUCUAGAAAAUGGAAAAAUAUUUACAUUUCGUUCAAAACAUAUAAUGGAAGUGCCUAUUAGUUGGCAACCAAAAUCCUUACAAAGAAGAAUGAUAAAAUAUCUGAUACCAGAAUGA